Messenger RNA from Eleginops maclovinus (Patagonian blennie), 1779 nucleotides. RefSeq names its product hepatic lectin-like. Bases 346 to 792 code for a protein of 148 amino acids. The transcript has 5 exons. Lineage: Eukaryota; Metazoa; Chordata; Actinopteri; Perciformes; Eleginopidae. The record is from RefSeq and is a predicted model, not a curated record.
ACUAAAGAGCAUAACUGAAGCCCGGAGCCACUGCAGAGAGCACUUCACUGACCUGGCCACUGUAGCCAGCAUGGAGGAUGUGGCACGACUGAACCAACAGGCAGGCAAUGAUGUCGACUACGCCUGGAUAGGGCUGUACAAUGAUGUGGACAGCUGGAACUGGUCCCUCUCAGACACAAGCUUCUACAAACCGGGGGAGAUGGAGUUCAGAGAAUGGAUGACAGGAAAACCAGACAACUUUAUAGAGGAAAAACUUUGUGCCUUUAUAUUGACUCCAAAUGGACUAUGGGAUGAUGAUGAUUGUAACCAAAACUAUAGUGCAGUCUGCUUUGAAGCCGCAGCAGCAUGACAUGGACUGAGGCCCAGAGCUACUGCAGAACACACCACACUGACCUGGCCAGUGUGAGAAACAUGGUAGACAACUAUGAGGUAGUCAAGGUGUUACCUGGAGGAGCAGCUUGGAUCGGCCUCUCCAGAGACACCUGGAAGUGGUCCGAUCGAAGUCACUCCUCCUUUAGGUACUGGGAACAAUAUGAACCUAACUUCAAAGAUCAUGUAGAGACUUGUGUGGCUGCAAAUUUUGGCAACUCUGGAAAAUGGAACGACUGGAAAUGUUGGUUGAAUAAAUAUUCCAUUUGCUCCCAACCUGGGCCUGUUUCAAUGCAAGUGCUAAAAGUUAGGUUGCAGAAACCCAACUCUGAUGUGGGUCUGAAUGACCAAGCUUUCCUGGACGAGAUGUUGGUGAAGAUGAAAAAGAACAUGAGAGCCCAGGGAUUGGAUGACAACAUCUAACUGACCUGGAGGAAGCAGCCGAAUGGACAAGUCUUCCAGAAGGAGAAGAAGAAGAAGAAGAGGGAUGAGUUUUAAAGUUGAAUUGCUGUGUCGGCGUUUAUCAGGGAAAAGUGUACUUUCUUUCCUCAAAGUCCUUGUGUAACAUAAUACAGCUGCAACAAUGAAAUAUUGAAUCUAUUAUUAGCGUGAUAAAAUAAGAGAUGUAAUGUUUUCUCUUGUUAUAUACAGUAUAUGUUUGAAGUUAAUAUGUUUGGGUUUCUGCUGUUGUAUCUGCUUGGCCUGCGGAAGAUAAUAACAGGCAUUUUUUGCUAUUUUGUGACUUUGUAUAUGUUUAUUUAAGAUAUCUUCAAAGGAGACGUAGACUCUACAUCUCAUUUGAAGUAGAAUUUACUGGUAAGACCAACGGGUAACAGCUAAUAAUAUCUAACUAACGUCAACUAGUCAACGAAUGUCAUGUGUGAGUAGCAUACUUAUCAAAUUAUAUUUGCAUGCAAAAUACCACUAUUAAUUUGACAAAUGAUUAUCCUAACAAAGGAAUGAGAACCUGGACAAACAAUUAAACCUAACAACAAAGAGAUAUAAACAUUAUAGUAGGCUAAACAUUUUUAACAGCAUAAGAGUUAGUAAAGUAGUGAACGGCUCACUUUUUUUCCUUCAUCAUCAUUACAUUCAGUAUUGGAGUCCAAUACUUUGAAUAGUUAUGCAUACUGCCUGAACUUGAAAAGACGCUCUUUUGAUAAACAAACACAAAACACUGAGAAGAGGUCACAUUUUUGAUACAGAAUACAUUGGUUUCUUCUUUUCAAAUGUUUCAUUUUUAAGUUGUCUUCUCUUUUCUGUUAUCUAAGUAGCCUUACUAACCCUGCCUAUAGUACAUAGAAAUAAUAAUCAUUAAUGUCUCCGGUCAUCGUAGAACUAUGGGGAUUGGUGAUCUAGAGUAACGUAAAAGGCGUGAAUAUAACUGAUACUGGAGGUCACACAACAAAU